Messenger RNA from Prorocentrum cordatum, 219 nucleotides. The record is from the annotation of a GenBank genome assembly. NCBI's taxonomy places the organism in Eukaryota, Dinophyceae, Prorocentrales, Prorocentraceae.
AUGGAGGCCGCCGCCGCGCACCGGGCCCAGUGUCUCCGGGCGGAGGCGCGGGUCGCGGAGCCCCUGAUGCGCUGCUCCGGGGAGCUGGCACAGCACCGAGGCAGGCAGCCCACGAGGCUGGCCGCAGCCUUGGCGAGGGCGCUGGCCGAAAGCGCGGCCGCGGCUGGCGGCGGCCCUGGUGGGAGCGAGACGCCGUCCGAGGCCUGCGCGGAGGCGCUG